GACUCGGCAUGGGGGACCGGAAAGAGAAGUGGUCCAGCAACCUGGAGUUCGUGUGCUCCUGCAUCGCCUACUCCGUGGGGCUGGGUAACCUAUGGCGCUUUCCGUACGUGGCGUACAAGAACGGCGGUUCGGCCUUCCUGCUGCCCUACGUCGUCAUCAACCUGCUCAUCGGCCGGCCCAUCUACUACGUCGAGCUCCUGAUGGGACAGUUCUGCGGCCGCGGUCCCCUAGGCGUAUUCCGCAUGUCGCCCAUGUUCCAGGGCAAUGCGUUCGGCAUGAUGUGGGCCGCGUUCGUGAUGACCCUCUACUACCAGAUGAUCAUCGCGUACGCGGUGCUCUACCUCUACCACUCGUUCAAGACGCCGCUGCCGUGGACCGACUGCUUCGAGGGGUGGGGCGUGGCCCUGGACGGCUGCUUCGCGCGCCUGCGGGUAAAGCACGUGUGUGCCAGCAUCCGCAAGAGCGUCGUGCUUGCGGGCCUCAACGACACCGGCGCCGAGUCACCCGUCGUGGUCACUUACGCGGGCAGCAGCGUGCUCCUGUCCCAGAGUGAGUACGACACCCGCUUCGCCGGCUGCGUCGAAGCCAACGCCUCGUCGGUGGACGUCUUCUACAACCGCGUGGUGCUCAACGCGUCGUCGUCCUUCGAGCAGGUCGGCUUCGUCCAGCAAAACCUGGCCAUCAGCUACGCCAUCUGCUGGACGAUCGCGUUCCUCGUCAUAUUCAAGGGAAUCAAGGCGAGUGCUAAUUGGAACGCGGAGUUUCUUGGUCGGCAAGGUGGUCGCGGGGACAGCGACAGCCCAAUAAGCGUCAUUCUAACGUUCAUCACGCAGGUGGUCGGCAAGGUGGUCGUGGUGACAGCGACAGUCCCGUACGUCAUCCUGACCGUCAUGCUUAUCCGCGGCGUCACACUGCCCGGUGCCAGCCUCGGCCUGCGGUACCUUCUGGUGCCGCAGUGGGACGCACUGUUCAGCCCCAGCAUGUGGCGCGCUGCCACCGAGCAGACUUUCUACUCGCUGAGCAUCGGCACCGGCGGCCUGCUCGUGUACGGCAGCUACCAGCCGUUCCGCGCGGCGGCCGUGGCUUCGAGCACGACGUUCGUCUGCGUCGUCGACCUGCUGACCAGCGCGUUCGCGUCCAUUGUCGUGUUCUCGGUGCUGGGAAACAUGGCGUACGCGCUGAACAUUCCCGUGGCCGAUGUGGUCGCCGCGGGUCCUGGGCUCGCCUUCGUCACCUACCCCGAGGCGCUCUCCCUGAUCCCGUUCCCGAACCUGUGGUCGGCGCUGUUCUUCGCCAUGCUCUUCUUCCUGGGUAUCAGCUCGCUGAUAGGCUGCUGCGAGUUCCUGACCGACUCCAUCCGGGAACUGUUCCCCUCCCUCGCCAGGCAGCGCGCGGUGACCGCCUUCGUGUACUGCUUGUGCUGCUUCCUCAUCGGACUGAUACUUACCACGCAGCACAACAGCCUCAUACGCUACCCACUGGACCAUGAACGACCAGUAACCCAGGUGGGUCUGUACGUCAUCGCCAUCCUGGACAACUACCUGGGAGCCCUGAUCGUGCUGUUCACCUGCCUGGGCGAGGCGAUCAUAUUCGCCUGGAUCUACGGCAUGAACCGCAUCUGCUUCGACGUCACCUUCAUGACGGGCUCCUGUCCCAGCUACUUCGUCCUGAUCGCCAUCAAGUACUGCGCUCCCGUGGUCCUGGGCAGCUUCCUCGCGUACAGCCUGUACGUGUUUCCGAGAACCACCGUGGGCGAGUACAUGCUGCCCCUGUGGGCCGACGCAUUCGGCUGGGUGCUGGCGGCGGUUGGACUCGCGCCCUUACUCAUAGUCGCCGCGGUCAAGCUCGCGCAGUGCGGGUUCAGCUGGCGUCUUGCCGCUGACCCUGAGCCCGACUGGGGCCCCGCCGAGUCCAAGUACCGGUUGCUGUACCGAGAGAGGCUCUACGACGCGGGCUUCGCCGAACCGCAACGAUUCCUCCCGGUGUCCCCAUCGGCUGUCCUCGAGGCGACGGCGACUUCCAGAGUGUCUCCAAGCGUCGCCGCGAAGACCAAGACGACUUCUGCGGGCACUGCUAAGCUGGACCACUGGCGGCAACUGCCGCAGUCUUCGACCGGAGACCAGGGCCGGAAGACGGCUGCCACGUCGUCCAAGAGGUGGCCGUGA
Dermacentor silvarum is the source of this 2165-nucleotide messenger RNA. RefSeq names its product sodium-dependent proline transporter. The record is from RefSeq and is a predicted model, not a curated record. NCBI's taxonomy places the organism in Eukaryota, Metazoa, Arthropoda, Arachnida, Ixodida, Ixodidae. Gene Ontology annotation, cellular component: membrane. The coding region runs from base 9 to 2165 and encodes 718 amino acids. Gene Ontology annotation, biological process: sodium ion transmembrane transport. Gene Ontology annotation, molecular function: glycine transmembrane transporter activity. The transcript has 5 exons.